Molecule: messenger RNA, 1768 nt
Organism: Sciurus carolinensis (gray squirrel)
Lineage: Eukaryota; Metazoa; Chordata; Mammalia; Rodentia; Sciuridae
Product: extensin
Exons: 1
Coding region: 914-1768 (284 amino acids)
Source: RefSeq, a predicted model, not a curated record
CAUGUGGUAGUGGUGUGAGGUUGUGGUGCAGGGGACGGAUAAUGCUGAGUGGUCUCUCCAUGUUUCCGGGACCCACAGUGGAGCCGGUCACUGGGUUAAGGGCAACAGGGAACUCCCAAGAACUCAACAAUCCCCAGAUAUACAGCCUGAUUCAGUGCUGAGGAACUGCUGUCUACCCCCAGGAAGCCCAGGUGACCUACUGGCCUCCUGCUGGCUUCAGGGGCAGUUUCUCUGAAUGGGGACAGCAGGCCUGGCUCCUUGCUUAAGGCCAUGGUAUCCAUCACCAGCCCAGCCAGCUGUCAGCUGCUCAGGGACACACAGGCCAGAGUGGCAGAGACCUUUCCUCAGCUGGAUCUGAUGACCUGUUGAGAACACUGUUCUGAAAACUAAGUGGGGGGCCACCCUGCGGGGUGGGCAUCCUCCCCAGGGCCCUGCACAAGAGCCCAGAGCACAGGCUCCUCAGGCCCAGUGUCCUGAGAGGUGAUAACCCAGGAGUGUUGUCUUCCCCCUCCCGCCUUCCUGUGCCAGGGCUCUUAUGAGCCACGUCCUGGUCCUGGUCUACACCUGCCCUCUCCACUGCCCUGUGUCUUCUCCUUGAGAUUAGUUGCUCCUUGAGAUUAACCUGUGCUGCCACGUGGCAGAUAUGAGCAGUCCUCUAACUCCCUGCCCCUGGACUUUUUACCCACACCCCAAAGAGCAGAUUUUGAGUGGCCUUUACCAGUCAGAUCACAAAGGCCAGGCUGCCAUCUGGCCCCAUCCUGUGUCCAAGUCCUCCCCCACCCCCUGUGUUACCCAACAAUUGCUCCCCCUGUUGCUAUUGGUCACCAGGAUGGGCUCUGUGACACAAGCAGGACUGGGCUCUUUGGGGGGCUGCCUCAGAGACAUCAGGUGGACAUAAGCCUCCCCAACACCAAUGAGCUCCCCCUCCCACACCCCCAAUCCAUCCCCAACCCAAUCCCCCUCCCAGUCCCGUUCCAACCACACUGUCCUCCCUUCCAAUCAGCAGCCCUACCCCGUCUCUGGAGGCUCAGUCCCGCCCGCCUCCCCCACCCGGGGGUCCUCCCGCCCUCCGUCUCACCCUGCCACCCCAACCACCUCUCAGCCCUCUUCCCGGACUUCCUCCCUGACUCCCAGUCCUCACAUCCAGCAUGUGGCCCGGACUCCACCAGCCUCCAAAUCUCCCUCCCAGUCUGGUUUAAAAUCUCUCUCUAGAAACCCUUCCCUGACCCCCGCCGUGCCUCUGGUCAAGUCCCCCUUCCAGAGCCCGGUCCCCUCGGCCUCCUACAUCGGGCCCAUCCGGAACAUCCCGUCCUACAUCGCUCCCUACGUGCCUCGCUUCCUGAGGGAGGCCCCCUUCUUCCAGCCGCCGACAUCGCCGCUCCCCCAAAACCAGUGCUUCCCCUGCACCUUCCCCUGCUCCAAGGCCCGGGAGCCGCCGCCCAUGCCCGACUCCUUCUACCUGCCGCUGCUGCCGCCGCCCCCGCACCAGCCGCAGACCAGCUGCACCUACCCCACGCCGCCCGCGCUCUUCACCCCGCCCUGCUCGCUCUCCUACUCCCCGCCCACCGAGGUGCUGCUGAGCGGGAAGCCGCACGUGGUGCCCUCGGUGCUGCCCGCCACCUUCUACACGCCCUUCUCGCGCUACUACUCGCAGCCGCGGCCCUACCGCGCCCACCGCCGGCUUCCCAGCACCACCCUCUUCCCCUCGCUCUCCCCCUUGAACUUCGACGGUUCCGGGCGCUCUGUCCACUUCUAUCGUGGGUCCUAG